CGCAAAGCUUCCCAGCGAGAGCACGGCAAGACCGUGGCAAAGGCGCGGUUCCUUAUCUACUUUCCCAGCCCGAUCGACCCUUUCGAAGCUUUUCUCGGUUUUCGUUACUACUGCUUACCUCCAUUGACUACACGAACAAUGGGCUGGCGCAGGACUCGGAGGAAGCUAUGGAGCAGGUCCAAGAACGCCGCUUACGCUCUGGAGCAGGCUCUCGACAUCCUCAAUCGCGCCGCCGUCUAUCCCCCCGUGCCAGGCUUGCAGGCCGGUGUCAGCUGUCUCUUGGCGGUGUUUGGCAGGAUCCAGAUCUCGCGCGCGAAUGCCGAAUCUAUCAGGGAGCUAACCAGGAACAUGAACGAUUUGACCGAGACGGUGAACAAGUACACAGAACUCAACGGACAGAGUAUAUCACCCCAGGUGGAAUUGGCGGUCAACGAAGUGCUCUCAUCGUGGGAUGCGAUCAAUGACGAGGCUGUGAAGAUCGAGUCGCGGCGCAAACUGCUGAGGGUAAUGGAUAACAACAAGGAUCGUGGCGGUAGAAGAGUCGCCGGAUUCUUGCGAGAUCUAUCCCAAUCGAUCAAGGAAUUCAUGCGCUUGCUUCCCCGUCUGACAGAUAGCGAAUUGUUUCGCUGCUGUUGGGAGCGGCUUCCCGCUGAGCUGCGCAACUACAUCUACGGCCUCCUGCAGAGCCCCGGCCACAAAACCGGUUUGUCAGCACUGUCCCUAGUCUCGCAUACCUGGUCCCGACGCUUUCGUCCUCGCCUCUUUGCCGGGCUUAAGCUGAUAACUGAGGGAGACGGUUGCACGCUAUACGGCAUAGUCCGGUCCCCGCUGUCGGCCUGGCUGGCGAAGCACAUUGCCGUCCUGGAUUUCGACAAGAUUGGCCCUCGUUAUCCACUCUGGAUGGUUCUCCUCCGCCUCCUCCCCGCGUGCCGCGACGUCUGGCAUGAUUUCGGUGACAAGCCCGUCCGCGUGUCGCUGUCGCACAGCGCAGGUUUGAAGAGCUCGUUGUGGAGCAUCACCUCCUUGACACUCUGGGGUUGCAACUUCCCGUCAUUCCGAAUCGUGCUCCGCAUACUAGCCGACAUCACCUACCUGGAAAAAGUUCUUCUCGGCGGGGUCACAUGGUCGGGUGACGGACUCACAACAGCUGACGCCGCGAGCAAUGUCUGCACGGGUGCCUUCAGCCAUGUCCGCUCAGUCCAGAUGUGGGGCUGCACGAACAACAUGGCAGUGGGCGCAUGGAUCCUGGCAGCCACGAGCACACGACACUCGUUCACCAGACGUCGGACGGCAGGGCCAGCAGUCCCUGCAGAGACAUGGGCCAUCAUCGACCUCAUCCAGACAUUCUUGAAGGACAACAGUGAUCUCCUAAUAGCAGGUUUUAAUGUCAAGGAGGCGAUGGCAGAUACUUACAGAUUUGUUGGUUCCCUGUUUCCUGCAUACAUCUCAGUCUGGGUUGUCAAGUCUACACCUGCCGCCGGCGCCAAUGAGGCCUGGUCUGUCUGCCAAAUCAUUCUCGCUACCUCAGACGAGAUAACUUCGAAAUCGCACCGGUAUUUCCACUCUCGCGAUUGGUCAGCACUCGCUUCCCUUCUGCCCGCGUUUCCACAAUUACAACAGUUCCAAGUCCUCUGCGGGGAGGAGCAUUCAGAAGAGGACUUCCGCGCGCUCUCCGACAAGGUCGCGGAGGCCAUGAAUAACCACAUGCAUCCGCCUGUCACGCUUCAACAUGACCGUGACCUGCCAGGCGGGAGAUACUUGCAGCCUGCGCUGUUUGGUCUGACCGAGGCAGAUGUGGAGGCAGGGCGAGAGAAAGUGAGACGACGAGUCAAGGAGAGAGAAGAGAGAGAAGAAAUGUAUCGCUUACUCGCGGCACACGAUUCCGACUCCAAGAGCGAAACGGAUUGACCAAUGUUUGCUGAUCAUAUGUCCAGCGUUCUUGUCUACUCUUGUUUGAUCAUCGUUAUCGUAAUUUCACGGUCGCUCAUAUGCUGUCUUGCCUUCGUUCUCAUGCAACCUUUGCGCUUGUAUGGCCUAGUAG
Molecule: messenger RNA, 2041 nt
Organism: Phanerochaete carnosa HHB-10118-sp
Lineage: Eukaryota; Fungi; Basidiomycota; Agaricomycetes; Polyporales; Phanerochaetaceae
Exons: 7
Coding region: 139-1908 (589 amino acids)
Source: RefSeq, a predicted model, not a curated record